Molecule: messenger RNA, 4073 nt
Organism: Penaeus vannamei (Pacific white shrimp)
Lineage: Eukaryota; Metazoa; Arthropoda; Malacostraca; Decapoda; Penaeidae
Source: RefSeq, a predicted model, not a curated record
UCAUGCAUUUUAUUUUUCUAUAUUUUCAGACCAAACAGGAUGAAGGGCUAAAGCCAGUGAGUGCCAGAGCUGAACUGCAGCUGAAGCCAGUUCCACUCCCACAAGCUAGGGCUGCAGGACGGCAAAAUGGAACACAUUGUAACUUCAGGUGUCACCGGUGUUUCGGGCGUGACCCAGGUGACAGGUGUGGGUUCUAUGGCGGGGGUCACAGGUGGUGUGGUUCAGGGUGUGGCUGGUGUGCAGACCCUCAGUCCUGUAGGCAGUGUUGCAAGUGUUGGUUCAGUGGCUGGUGUAGCAGGGGUAACUGGGGUGACUGGAGUGUGGUAUAAUUAUAGUCCAGAUGCUGUUGGACAGAUUAUAACUACCAGUCCAGCUGUGCAAGUAGAGCUAGGGAGUCCAGAUAUUGCACGGCAAUUUAACCAACAAGUACAGGCUCAGUAUGGUAAUUUGCAGGUUCAGGUGCAAGCUGUAGCUGCCCAACCUCAAGUUGUCAAACCUCAGCCUGCUGUAACUCCUGAUCCUCUCAUGGUAAAACAGUCUAAGCCUCGGGUGCGUCAAAGUGGUGGUGAACGAGUCCCAUGCCCUGAAUGUGGAAAAACCGUAUCCUGCAAUGCUACCUUGAGGGAUCACAUGCGAACACAUACAGGGGAACGGCCUUUUGUGUGUGGUGAAUGUGGUCUGGCUUUUGCACAGCGAUCCAACCUUCGUAUGCACAAGAGACUUCAUACUGGUGAAAGACCUUACAUGUGUGGUAUUUGUGGAAAAACUUUUGCACGUUCCUCUCAUUUGCCAGCUCACAUGCGAACCCACACUGGUGAAAAACCAUAUGUCUGUCAAGAAUGUAACCAUGCCUUUAUCACGGCCCAGCAGUUAAAGAAUCACUUCCGAGUGCAUACAGGAGAAAAGCCUUGGAAAUGUGAUUUAUGUGAAGCUGCAUUUACCCAUUCAUCAUCAUUAUCUACGCACAAGAAAAAACACACUGGACAAAAGCCAUUCCAGUGUGAGAAAUGUAAUAAGGCAUUCUUCUUUAGUUCAGCAUUAGAUAAGCACUUGAAGGUGCAUUCCAAGGCACGUCCCUUCAAAUGUGAUUCUUGUGAGAAGGCAUUUAAAUACAAAGAAAGUUUAACAGUUCACAAAGAAAAAUAUUGUGGAAAGGAGGUUUCCAAGAAGCCAAGAGCUCCUCGUCGUCCUGAUGCCAAAAAACCAGGGCCAAAACCAGGAAGUGGUAGAAAGUAUGUGCAGAAAAGGAAGGGCAGGCCACGUGGCAGGCCUCGCAAGAGAGGCCGCUGGGGAAAGAGAGGGAGACCAAGGAAGUAUAUUAAGGAAGAAGAUGAGGAAGAGGAUGAUGAUUAUGAUGCAGAAUUGGAAGCAGAAGAAGUAGCAAAUGACACUAUUAUUGAGGAAGAUUUAGAUGAAACAAAUGAGGAAGAACUAAUCCCAGAAGCUACAAUAGAUCCUCUAAAAAUAGAAAAGAUUGUUGCUGAAGAUGCAGAAUUGCAACAUGAACACAUGGAACAUCAAGAUGAGCUUCAUCACCAUCAAUUACAACAUGAGCACCUCCAGCAUGCAACACAUGAGAUCCACAUUGAAGAUGCUACAGCACUCACUAUUGUUUCUCCUGAAGAAGCAGAGCAGGCAGCUGUGGUAGAAGCUGCUGCUGCAGGUGGGGUGCAGCUAGUUACAUUACACUCUGAGGUCCCACUUCAGAUUGUAUCACAUGACCCGCAAGCGCAAGUUACUCACCAGUUGAUCACAAGAGAUGGUGUACAGAUGUGGUAUCCCCGGCAAUAUCAGCUCUCCUGUGAUGAAAAUAUAAUGCUCCAGAAGUUUUUAAAAGUCCCUGAACUGACAGUUAUUGAGUUUUUAACAUUCAAGUGUAUAUUGAGAUGUAUCAUGUUAGGAUCACUGUUUAGUGUAGUGAAGAAUUCCUUAUCCAGAUGGGCCUGGUUCAGGAUAAUUCCAAGUAUGAAGUGGUGUUGCAAAGCUUAUUAUAUUGGACAUGGGCAGUUAUGCUUGAAUCUCUUGCAAGUGUUGCAUAUAGUUGUGUUCAAGAUGAAUGAGAGGCUUGGAGGGUUUGCUGCAGAUUCAGAAAGAGCUGUGAGCUUCAAUGUAAAAACUGUUGGCGCCUUGGAUAUCCUGUCAAACACUGCCGCUCCACAGACCGAUGCCUCAUAUGUGUCCAACCCGGUCAUAACCGAUGAAACUGCUCUGUACAAACACAUGCUAACUGCGGCUGCCCCCAUAAUGUAUUUUAUAGAGGUUGUCCCACUUACAAGCAAGUCUGUAGAGUGCAUCGUGGCUGUAAGUGAAGACAGCUACAUGUCGCUGCCGUUCACUACCUUUUUUGAUGAAAGGGUUGUGAAGCAGAACAAAAUGACUCUUCCACCAAACUCCGUCAACAUGAACACUGUGUACAUGGACCACCUUGUACAGGUGGGCCAGGCUGGAGCCCACACAGGAUGGUAUGACUACAAUGCUUUUAACAAUUUGCUUGUUGCUCCAGCUAUGCAAGCUCCUCAAAUAAACAUGCAGCAGCACCAUCAUCAUCCUCACCCGCAAGAGGUUGUGGCCGCACCACCUCGCCCAAAACCUCCAGCAUCUCGGCCGAAACCACGGACAGCUUCCACAGAAAGAAGUUAUUUUUGUGACGUUUGUGGUGCCUCCUUUUCCAAUUCUUCCAAUUUAAAAUCUCACUCAAGGAUCCAUUCGGGAGAGCGUCCAUAUACCUGUGAAGAAUGUGGUGCAUCAUUUGUGCAAAGUUCUAAUUUGAAGGCGCACAGACGUAUUCACACAGGGGAGCGUCCAUAUACAUGCUCAGAGUGUGGGCAAACCUUUUCACGCUCAUCUCACUUAACAGGGCAUAAGAGAACUCAUACUGGGGAAAGACCAUAUAUAUGUGGUAUCUGUCAAGAUUCCUUUGUUACAAGCACGCACUUGAGAAAUCACAUGCGAAAGCAUACAGGUGAAAGACCCUUUCAGUGUCAAAUUUGUGAGGCUGCAUUUGCACAGAAUGCUUCCUUACAGAUCCAUCUGCGCAUUCAUACAGGUGAACGACCUUAUAAAUGUGCCGAUUGUACAGCAGCAUUCCGAUCUAAGGGAGAUUUAAGGAGUCAUAGAAAGCUUCAUACAGAUGAGAGACCUUUUGGUUGUGCAAGAUGUGGUAAAGUUUUUAAAACCAAUCAGUAUUUACAAAAACACUUAAAAAAAUGUGGAGCUCCACCCACUGGCAAAAAGCGUGGAAGGCCACGCAAAUUAUUGUCUGCUGAUACAAUGAUGUCCUCAGUGCCCAAGAGAAGUGUAGGUAGAGCAGCAAGAGGUAGAGGCAGGGGAAAGGCGAAGCGGGGACGUCCAAGAGCAAGACCAACUCGCAUUACACGUCACACCAAGCUGGAUGAGCAAGGCCAGAUAGUGCGUGAUGGGGAAUUUGAGGAAGAUGAGUCGAACACCUUUGAAGAGAUUAUUGUAUCAGAUAAAGUUGCAAAUGGUGAAAUUCUGAACGAGCCAACAAGUUCAGAACAUUUGCAAGAACAUUCUUCUGACCCACAGGUUGAUCCUUUGGAGCAGCAAGUGCAGCAGGUUCUUCCUGAGCUUAAAGGUUCAUCAGACCAGUUUGAGGAAAUAGCAACUAAUGGAAUGGAACAGGUUACUGAUGUUAGCCAUUCUCUUCACAUUGCCCAUGUUGGACACAUUGAUCAUAUGCCAAUUGAAGCCAUGGAAAGAGUUGUCCAGGCUACACAUUAUUAGAUAUGCACAUUCUCCUUAUGAUCCAUGUUUAUCCUUAGUAGAAAACAAAGUGAUAGACAGUGUCAUUUAUUGAAUUCUUUAUUUUAGAAUAUUGUCUUAAAGUACUUUAUCUGUACUGUAAAUUCUGUACCAUGCCUUACUCAUGGAGAAACUGAGACUUAGUAUUUUUAUAUCUUUUAUGAGCUGAAACAGAAGGGGUUAAAUUGAGGAUCACAUUUUUUUAAAACUGUGAAUGCAACAUUUUUAUCAGUGCUCCAUUUUGCACUUCAUUCCAUAACAGUAAUUUAGGUUAUAUAUGUUAUUUAUACUGUUAAUGUAUGUAGACAAAU